AUGACUUGCCGGCGACUUCAUACCGUCUUCCACCGGUCCAAUAAACUACAAAUUCUCGUUGAUGUUGCGGAGUCUGAGUUGGGCCCUUUGGAUGAUAUCAUCCAGAUCGUCACGCAGAAUACCAGCCAACGUGCCCACCUCUUUCGUACCGCCCCUAUAACCGACUCCCUCCUUAAACAAAUAGUCCAGAUCGGGCACGUGGCCCAGAAGUGGGAAAUCAUAUAUCCGGUCAAGAAAUGGAAGACCGAUUAUGAGAAUCGUCGCUCGCUGGAUGACGAUGAGCGGUUCCGUCUCCGCCGUGCAAUAUAUCGUCUUUGGCUGUACCACCGGGCCUUUCACACGGAGACUUAUAGUCGGUUUAGCCGCACCCUUCCACAUAUCGUUUCCGAGCGUGCCCAACUCUUGCACAACUGGUCCACAGCCGAGCUGGCCGAGAUUGAGGAUGUGCGUUUGAUCAUCGGUGAUAUUGUGCAGAACCACAUUUGUCCAAGCAACGGGACUAUCCAACGCAAAUUCCGCAAACGCUACCCGGAAAGUAACCAUCAACUGACCUUCAAUAUCCAUUUAAAUUACCCUUCGAGCAGUAGUCCCGCUGGUGCACCUAGUCUGUUUGAGAAGGAUCUCAAUCCAGCCGAGCAGUAUUUCCACACCGCGCACCCUAGCAACUUCACUGAAUCACCCGCCAAAUAUAAGUCACGGUUUCGGAACGAUUACUUUCAUGACCCUGGUUCUGAAGGAUGGGGUGACGAGAUCCCACAUUAUUAUGUCGUGCAGGACAUGCUGAAACUCGAUCCGGGCCAGGUGAUCUGGCUACGGGAGCAUGCACCUCUUAAAGAACAGGUGGAGACUUAUGUACGCUCCUUUGGGGACUGGUUCCGCGACAAUGGCGAGACCUUUGGCGAUACAUUGGAGUGGGUGAUGAAGGAGCGGGGUGAUGAUAUCGAUGAGUUUCGAGCUGCUAUUGCAGAACGGGAGGUUGGCGUGGUGUGGGAUUGA
Molecule: messenger RNA, 996 nt
Organism: Aspergillus niger
Lineage: Eukaryota; Fungi; Ascomycota; Eurotiomycetes; Eurotiales; Aspergillaceae
Exons: 1
Coding region: 1-996 (331 amino acids)
Source: RefSeq, a predicted model, not a curated record